UCAGAUCCAUCUCACCAUCUGUCUCUCAGCGCAAGUGUUCCAGGUUCAUUGAUAGUGAAGUUUGUCACACUUGGUGACACUGAUUGUGCAGCUGGUGGCUUCAUAGGCUCUGCUUUCAUGGAGGAGUUUUGACAAACCCUCACCAGCUGACAGACGUGACAUGGGAUGUGGAGUCACGAAAUCAACCCAACUGCAGCUGAAACCAUGCAAUCGAGGGAACAUCUCAGUUCCAGCGGCUACAGCGAUGCGGGCGGCGCUGCUCAUCCAGCGCUGGUAUCGUCAGUAUGUGGCGCGGCUGGAGAUGAGACGCCGCUGCACUUGGAACAUCUUUCAGUCUAUAGAGUAUUCUGGACAACAGGAUCAUAUCAAGCUGUAUAAUUUCUUUGGUUACCUGAUGGAACAUUUCAGUUCUGCCAACAGCCAAAGGAAUCUCGUAUCUCAUAUGUUUGGCGAGAGUGACGUGUUUCAGGACAUGGAGUGGGAGAGACACAUCUGUUACAAGGAGAUUGAGGUUCCGGACAUCUACACCGGCCCACAUCUCUCCUUCCCACUGACCAUCUCCAACGUCACAGAGCUGGUGGAUGCCUUCAAAAACAAACAAAAGCUUCAUGCGCGGUACGUGCUGCAGCUGCUGGGUAAGACGUGGACGCUCCUGCGCUUGAUGCCCAACAUCAGUCACGUGUGCACCUGCAAACACAAAGAAAUCACCAUCUGUGGAGACUUACACGGUCAUCUUGAGGAUCUGCUGUUGAUCUUUUACAAAAAUGGUUUUCCCUCAGCAGAGACGCCAUAUGUUUUCAACGGUGACUUUGUGGACAGAGGGAAAGAGUCCAUAGAGAUCCUGUUGGUUCUGUUUGUGUUCCUGUUGCUGUAUCCACAUGACGUGCAUCUGAACAGAGGAAACCAUGAGGACCACAUUGUUAAUCUGAGGUAUGGCUUCACUAAGGAAGUUCUGGGGAAAUAUCAGGUUCAUGGGAAAAUGAUUCUUAAACUUCUGCAGAAGAUCUUUAGCUGGUUGCCACUGGCAACAGUGAUCGACCAGAAAGUUCUGAUUCUACACGGAGGAAUUUCUGACAAGACAGACUUGAAUGUGAUCGCCAAACUGGACCGUCACCGAUUCGUUUCAGCUCUCAGGCCCCUGAAGAGAAGAGGAGCAUCAGCGAGGCUGAAGGAAGCGGCUCUGGACCCAGACGGAGAAGACGAACUCAGUGCGGGACGGAGGAGAGUUCAGUCUCUGACUCACGGCACACCGCUGCGACUCAGACAGGAGCUCCCACGGCAUUCAGUGCAUUCCGACUCCGGCCGGAAGGGUCGCUCUGUCGAGGAAGAGCUGCGAGAGAGACGACGCCUGGCCGGCCUCAGUCUGUCAUCCGACUCAGAUCCUGUUGAGGUUCUGGAGACGGAUGCAGAUGAAUGGAAACAGAUAGUGGACGUUCUGUGGAGUGACCCGAUGUCUCAGAACGGCUGUGUCCCUAACGAGGUUCGAGGAGGCGGGUGUUACUGGGGGCCGGACAUCACACAGGAAGUGCUGGACAGACACAAGCUGCAGCUGCUCAUCAGAUCUCAUGAGUGCAAGCAGGAAGGUUAUGAAUUCUGCCACAACGGCAGGGUUUUGACAAUAUUUUCAGCCUCUAAUUACUAUGACGUUGGCAGUAACAGAGGUGCUUACAUUCGUUUGGGACCCGACCUCAUUCCUCACUUCAAACAGUUUCGGUCCAGCAGAUCGACACGAGAGCUCACACUCAGACAGAGUGUGGGACGAACAGAACUUUCUGCAUUACAGGCUCUGAGGAUGCAGCUGUUUGCACACAAAUCUGACCUGAUCCAUGAGUUUCAGGAAUACGAUCCACAGCGCACAGGUGUGAUCUCUGUGAAGCACUGGGCCGCGGCUGUGGAGAAGGUGCUGCGUCUGGGUCUGCCCUGGAGGGUCCUGAGGUCUCAGCUGGUGACCAGCAGCACACAGGACGGGACGCUGGACUAUCACGACUGGGUCAACCAGCUGUCCGUCAUCCAGCCCAACACCGAGGUUGCGAACACGAGCCUCCUGGAGACCCUCUACAAACAUCAUUCAAACCUGGAGAGCAUCUUCAGAAUGAUUGACACGGACCACUCAGGUCUGAUCUCGUUCGAGGAGUUUCGUCAGACGUGGAAGCUGCUGAGCUCUCACCUGCAGAUGGACAUCAGCGACAAAGCCAUCUCAGAUCUGGCCGAGAGCAUCGACUUCAACAAGGACGGCAGCAUCGACAUCAACGAGUUCAUGGAGGCCUUUCGUCUGGUGGAGCAUUCUAGAGCCGAGACGGAAGCGCCGGCGUCACCCGAGUGAGCGCAGGUUCAUCAGAGCAAACACAAACCACGCACCGCUUUCUGUGUCGCUCCUCCAAGCCUCCAGAGCAGCUGCUGUGCACAUCUGAAGCUUUCCAUGGGUUUUAGUAAAGACAAUGGUAUUUUCAGUGCUUUAACUUUCACAGACACUCAUUUGUUCAUACAGUGAAGCUUUAUUAAUCAAUCACAGACACAGUAAAACAUUCCAGCUGAUGGAAGGCACACAAUCACACACGCAAGUAAAUAUAAAUGUGCUGCUCCAACACAGAGUGAUCGGCAUCCGAUGUUUGGGUCUCCUGUAUUUCUCCCGUUCAGACAUUAGAAAGGGAUCAGUUCUCAGGAUGAGAUGCUGCGGCGCUACGCUGCGUCAGCUGAGUUUGCUGCUGCGCCCGUGAACGCUGUCGUGAAGCCCGUCUUCAAUCAUCUUGAUGUCGUCCAGAUCGUCUUUAAUGACGCUGAUCAGGUGACUCAAACCCUGCUGCUGGUGCUUCAGAUGCUGAAAACAAAACACGUUUAUUCAGUUGAGGACAAACCAUAACGCAGUGACUGGAACGGAGCAGUUUUGUUCUCUCUGGUUUUAAAUAAAGCUGCUCAUAACCGCAGAGCUGAUGUGUGGCGCUGUAGGAGUUCAGCAUCAUGUGCAUCAGCUGCCUGAAACUGCGGGUUCUUGGAUGAUUUCAGCUUAAGAAGUACAAUUUAUAAUACUACAGCUGUCAGACUUUAUUCCUGAUUUGACACAGUCACACAGAUUCUUUCGAGUAGAUGGAUGACUGGAGCUUCAACGUGAACAAUUCAUGCUUAAACUGACAUUUAUGCAUUUAUUUAGUUAUAUUACACUGCACUCAAGCUACUGAAUCUAUAUUUUUAUAAUAGUUCAUGCAUUCCCUGGGAAUCAAACCCAGACCUUGGUGUUGCUAGCGAGAUCUGCUGUUUAGGCUUAAGCUAUAUUAAAUGUUCAGUCAAUCAUA
Messenger RNA from Cyprinus carpio (common carp), 3290 nucleotides. RefSeq names its product protein phosphatase with EF-hand domain 2b. The record is from RefSeq and is a predicted model, not a curated record. NCBI's taxonomy places the organism in Eukaryota, Metazoa, Chordata, Actinopteri, Cypriniformes, Cyprinidae. Gene Ontology annotation, cellular component: cytosol; nucleus. Gene Ontology annotation, biological process: detection of stimulus involved in sensory perception; negative regulation of MAPK cascade. Gene Ontology annotation, molecular function: iron ion binding; protein serine/threonine phosphatase activity; Hsp90 protein binding.